AUGUCGAAGGCAAUCGGUACAAUAUUCUUAGCCCUCUGUCUGGUCAGCUUGAUCGAUGGUCAAGGCUCACUGCUGGACAUGUCGCAGCAGCUAUGGGCGAAGCUGCUCUCCGGUGGAUUCUCUAAAGCAGGCAAACUGGACCCACUGAGGGUACCAGUGAUCAAAGUGGACCAGUCCGAAGGGGACACGAGCUACAGAAUAAUUUUACGAAACGUGGAGAUCAAUGGGUUGAACGACUCGACGGUGGAAAGUAUUCACAUAGCCAAAGGACGAUUGAAAUCGAACUUGAGCGAACUGGAGGCUGGCUACGUGAGCUACAGCGAUCUGAGGGAUCUCGACUCGAUUAGAUACCGAUUCCACACGUUGAUCAAAGAGCCGAAGCUGCAGAACGAAAGUUUCGAGGCUAUAGUCUCGGCGACCAAUCAGGAGAACAAGUUCAAGGCCGCGUCCAGCGAACAGGAGCGUCGCUACGAGAGUCUCAGACGGUACGAUCCGUUCCUGAUGAGGAUCCAGGCGGAACAGAUGAGGGAGCCGGCGGAUCAGAAGGAUCAGAAGACCACGCAAGAGUCGAACUACGGACGUUUCAGCAUGGAGGGCGCCAGGGUUGUCUCCAGGCCGGAGAUCGCUCGAAUGGUUGACGGUCCGAGGUAUCCUUCGGACGUUCAGACGGUCUACGCCUCGAAAUCCGGCGCCAACUCGAGGAACUAUCAACAGAGAGAGAACUACGAUCGAACCAGACAGGAUUCCUAUCCCGAACGUUAUCAGGAAAACGAUCAAAGGUACGACGACGUCCAAACUGCAGCGUCUGAGAGUGUCGAGAGGAGAGUCAAGGGACAAACGAUCCUUCCUGGUGCUGCUGCCAGGGAAUCUGUGUCUCAAGCUGGGCUGGAGAAGAAGCCUGGGUAUAUCGAUAUUGUUUACGCCGAUGGAAAUAACAAUGGUAGCGUGAAACGAUUUGGAAAUGGAAGGAUCGAGUCUAAGGAGGACGCUAUGGUGUACGGUGUUAAGGACAUUCCGAUGGAUGUUCUAGAGAAAAGGAAAAUGCUGAGCCACAACUGCACCGAUGGAGAACCCCUAACCAAGAGGAACGACGCGAUCAAGGCGGCCAUAGAAACGAAAAGUCUGAAAGAUCUGAAGAGAUACGCGACGGACUAUCAGGAGAAGCAAGGAUACUUCGAGGAAGGAAUGCAGUUGGUCUACCAUUACGGUGGAAUGGAUUCGAAAAAUUCAAGGGACAGCAAGAACGCUCCGGGAACGAGGCAAAAACGCGCCCACAAAGAAAACGAAACUGACGAUGACGUAAUGCACGUGAUUUUGAAAAUACGCGUACCCAGUCUCCGCAUCAAGUCUGACUAUCAGUUGACUGGAAAGGUGGGAAAAGAAUUGGUGAGAGGAAACGGACGUCUCAAUGGCAACUUCACCGAGCUGGUGGGAGACUUCACGAUAGAAUUGAAGAAAAUUAAAGGUCAGGAUACGUUAACGGUGCGAGCAGCGAGAAGCAAAUUGUCGGCGAAGACUCAGAAAGUCGAUCUUCAGGGAAUGGACGAAAAAGGACCGGUCAAAUCGAUUCUCAGCCGUGGUCUGAUGGCCGCUGAGGCGGUCGCCGCGAUGCUUGCCGAUGACCUGGCGACCAAAGCGCUGAACGAGAAGACGGCCGACGCGAUGAUAUACAGAAUGUACAAAAAUCUGCCGGUUAAUUGA
Messenger RNA from Dufourea novaeangliae, 1701 nucleotides. RefSeq lists its product as uncharacterized. The record is from RefSeq and is a predicted model, not a curated record. The transcript has 6 exons. The coding region runs from base 1 to 1701 and encodes 566 amino acids. Lineage: Eukaryota; Metazoa; Arthropoda; Insecta; Hymenoptera; Halictidae.